AUGGCAGAUGGAGGUGCGCAGAUUGGAGGGCACAUAAUUCUGGAAGCCGCCGACAGCGAUAAAUUAGGAGCUGUCGCAAUCUUUCCUGCUGCUGCCACUGCUGCUGCCACUGCUGUUGGCUGCCCUUUGCUGGCGUCAUCGGCGCGCCGUGUGAAAAAGAAAAAAAGAAAUGUGUACCCGCCGGUGCGCCUUGGUGUGAUCGGCACUGCUGACGGCGAUCUCGCAGCUGCCUGA
Messenger RNA from Penicillium cosmopolitanum, 234 nucleotides. RefSeq lists its product as uncharacterized. Bases 1 to 234 code for a protein of 77 amino acids. The record is from RefSeq and is a predicted model, not a curated record. Lineage: Eukaryota; Fungi; Ascomycota; Eurotiomycetes; Eurotiales; Aspergillaceae. The transcript is spliced from 2 exons.